AUGGCUCUGCAUUCGUUCUGGAGACGGAUAUUCGGCCGUCGCUCAAGGAAGGGCAAGCUCGCCAAGGCCGCUUCAACGACGACGUCGACGGUCGUCAGCCCGAGGUGAGUCCGGUCCAAUUAUCGGGGCGCGAUUGCGAACCCGGUGCCCCACUCGGAACGAGACGCCGGAUGUCCCGGGCUGUCGCUAUUUCCACUGCAGUGGCUGAAAUGUUUGGCAUCGCCGUCCUACAGAUCUCGCAAGACUACGAAUGCGCUCAGCCGUUUCCGGUCGCCUCCCUCGCGGUCCGGUGCUGCGACUCUGCCUCGCGAGAUCGUCUUCUACAUCUUUGAGCUGGCGGCUGGUGAUCCGAAAUCAGGCAGCCAAGCGCUCGCCACGAUUAGCCGCCUAUGCACCGCCUUGCGCGACGACUGGGCCCUGCAGCGAUUGUAUCAUCACCCCAAUUUGCAGAACCACCGAUUGAGCCUCUUCAUCAAGACGCUCAAACGAUCGCCCUCAAUCGCGAACAGGGUCCAGCGCCUCACGCUGAAUGGUUGGGACCCCUCGGUCACGUCGGCUUCGGCUUCCGUUCAAGGAGAGCGCCGAGGGGCCAUCACCCCGAGGUUACCCCAGAUCCUUGACCUCUGCCACAAUCUCACGGACCUCGAAAUCAUCGGAAGCAUCAUCUUUUCUUUGACCGACUUUGCCAACGGUCAUGGUCAGUGAUUUUGCCAUCGUCUCUUAUCGCCGCCUUCGGCCCCGAUACACCCUCGGCGCACGGACCCCCGAAGUCCCCGGGGUCCUAGCGUCAUCAUGAUGACGAUGCGGGUCAAGGGGCCUACCGUGUCCAAGCCGAAGCACAUACUGCCAGGCCGUACUGAGUUGAUCUGUUAAUUGUCGUCACUGCUCGGCAGGACUCGUCUCUCUCACCUUGAACCAAUCCGUUCUCUCGGACCGUACGACGACGUCACGAUAUCACCCUUUUUUCACGAGCCUGCCAUCGCUCGAAUCUUUGACGCUCAAGCACUCUUUCUCGGACGUCCCCACCGCGGCCCACUUCCUCUGUCACAAUACCUUACCUGCGCUCAAAUCCCUGCACCUCGGUGUCUUCUCGACCAUUGAGGAACCCACUGCGCGCCGUACGACCGGACCGUGCGAGCCAACGGAACUCGCCCAGCAGCUCGAAUCGCUGGUUAUUCGCGACGAGCUUUUGGGCAAGGCACGCCAACUGACGCCAUCCUCGUCGACCGAGCUCAUCCACCCCGCUUUCGACUUUAUCAAAAAAUGCACCAACCUCCACGAGCUCUCGCUGCCCCUCGGAGCCGUCACUCAGGCCGUGCUUGGCAAUCUUCCGCCAAGGCUUGAGCGGUUGGAAGUCCAGUCACCGGCAACUUCGCGGACCCCUUCUCCGGAGGCCGAGCCAUUGCACAUGCUUAAAGCGGUCAACAACCUAUCCUUGACCUUCCUCCAGCUCGACGCCGAGUGUGAGUCAAGUUCAACCGUCGCGACGCCCAUGAUGGGUCGAUCCCCCAUUUCGUCCGUGUCAUCGUCCCCCUUCUCGACCUUGUUCCCGACACCCGAGCGAUCGCCAGCGAGCGAGGCGUGCGCACUAUCGCAACUCUUGACGCUCCACGUCCCAAGGUCAUGGGAGAAGUACGGAUGGGGGGUUCACCCUCAUGCGAAGGACUCGCUUCAAGGUGGUGAGCUGGACUGGUCCUUGGGGAGGGUGUGGAGGGUCUGCGAGCGACGCGGUAUCAAUGUGCGCUUCGAGGACGCAUGA
Molecule: messenger RNA, 1759 nt
Organism: Microbotryum saponariae
Lineage: Eukaryota; Fungi; Basidiomycota; Microbotryomycetes; Microbotryales; Microbotryaceae
Source: the annotation of a GenBank genome assembly